AUGGCUGAAGAAAAUGUUUCUAUCAGAAAUGAAUUUUCCAUUUUACAUAAAAGAUGGGAGAAUGAUACUGAAAUUGAUAUGACAAAUAAUGCAAAAGCUUGGGAAAUGAAGAAGAAGCAUAUACUUAUUUAUACAGAUGCAGGAAAACCAAUAUUUAGUAGGUAUGGAGAUGAAAUUAAAUUAGCUCCUUUCAUGGGUACAUUAACCGCUUUAUCUUCUGUAGUUGCAGAUUUAAGUGAUUCUACAGAUGAUGUUGUUUGUGAAGAUGGAAAAAUAAUUAUUUUUCAUUCAGUUGGACCUAUUGAAAUUGUUAUUGUAGCAAAAACUGGAGAAACACCACAACAAUUAAAGAUUGAAGCAGAAAUGAUUGGAAGAAAACUUUGUUCUAUUGUUCCUUAUACUACCAUUUUAUCAUUAUUUCAAAAGAAAACUUCAUAUGAUUUUAGAAGACUUAUAUUAACUGAAUAUGACCAAAUGAAAUUUCUUAUUCAUUCAAUGAAUGUUUCAACUGCUAUUUUGUAUAAUGCUGUUAGUAUUUUACCAUGUACAAUGAGAGAACAAAUAAAUGAUGUUAUUAUUAAUUUAGUAAAUACUUGUAAUGAUAAAUUAAUAAAUGACAAUGACUCAAUUGUAUUCACUUUAUUAUUUAAUGAGUUAAAUCUUAUUUAUAUCAAUCAAAGAUCUGGUUGUACUCUUUCUCCAAAAGACAUUCAUAUUUUAAUGACUUUUGUCCAAGGAUUACCUACAAUAAAUGAUAAAUGGGUUCCAAUUGGAUUAUAUGACUUUAAUCAAUCAGGACAAUUAUUUGUUUUUUGUAAAUUUUUUACAAGUAAAUUAUCAUUAGUACUUUUAGCAACAAAAAAUGAGUCAUUACCAAUAAUUAGUACUUGUGCUGAAACAAUUGAAAAUGAAAUAAUAAAUGUCCCAUUUAUCAACCAAUUGAUUAAUGGUCCUUCAGUUGAUGUUCAAUUUGAAGAAAGUUCUUCAUUAUAUCUUCAUUAUAUAUUUGUUAAAAUUGAAGGUGAUAAUGCUCAAUUACAUGAACCUGAAUUUCAAGAACCAUAUAAAUCAAGUUAUACUGAACAAAAAAGAAUUCAUAGAAUGUUUAGAACUGUCUAUGAUGAAAUGAAAAAUCAAAAUUUAAAAGAAUAUUGUAGUAAAGGUGGUGUUGAUUGUAUUUAUGCAACAUUACGUUCUGAUUAUUUCUUUUGUGGUACUUUUAAUAUUCUUCUGGAAAGAGACGAAGUUAUUAAUCGUGGAAAUAAAAUCAUUAGUUUGGUUCGUUCUAAACUUGACACUUUAUUUAUAACACCAACUAAGAAAGGAAAAUACAAAAGUUUCCUUUGGUAA
Messenger RNA from Entamoeba histolytica HM-1:IMSS, 1350 nucleotides. RefSeq names its product Sand family protein. The record is from RefSeq and is a predicted model, not a curated record. The transcript has a single exon. Lineage: Eukaryota; Evosea; Mastigamoebida; Endamoebidae. The coding region runs from base 1 to 1350 and encodes 449 amino acids. Gene Ontology annotation, biological process: protein targeting to vacuole; vesicle-mediated transport.